Telopea speciosissima is the source of this 1946-nucleotide messenger RNA. RefSeq names its product pentatricopeptide repeat-containing protein At4g21065-like. Gene Ontology annotation, molecular function: zinc ion binding; protein binding; RNA binding. Gene Ontology annotation, biological process: RNA modification. The record is from RefSeq and is a predicted model, not a curated record. The transcript has a single exon. NCBI's taxonomy places the organism in Eukaryota, Viridiplantae, Streptophyta, Magnoliopsida, Proteales, Proteaceae. Bases 32 to 1822 code for a protein of 596 amino acids.
CAUCCAUGAAGAUCUAGGAGCUAAGAUUACUAUGCACUUUUCUUCUAUCAAAACCAAAGCCAGUCGCUCAUUCAAAACAAUAUCCACCUUAACACAACCUUCAACAACGGGAACAUCUGGGCUUCACUAUUCAGACAACAACAAGUGCAGCAGCAAGAGAGCAGCAGAACAGAGCUUCUUAGCUCUGCUAGAGACCUGUAACUCAGUCCCUAAACUCACUCAAGUCCAUGCUCACCUAUUGAAAUCUGGUCUCCAAAACAACCCAUUUGUUCUCACCAAAUUCGCUUCCACAUCCUCCGACCUCAACAUUAUCGACUAUGCCGUCUCGCUCGUUUUCUCUAAUGCUCAACCCUGUUGCGACACCUUUCUUUUCAAUACUAUCAUUCGAGCCUAUGCUCAAACCAGCCAAGCCAAGCAUAAUGCCAUCUCUUCUUACCAACUCAUGCUUCGCUUGUCUGUCCCACCCAAUAAAUUCACCUUCCCCUUCCUCCUCAAAGCCUGUGCCGGCAUCCGCGACCUGAAUUUGGGCAGACAAGUUCAUGGGUCCGUCGCUAAACUUUGGUUCGAUGCCGACCUUUAUGUUCAAAACACCAUGGUUCAUAUGUACUCUUGCUGUGCUGGGGGAAUUGAGUUUGCUCGCAAGGUGUUCGAUGAGAUGCCCAAAUUGAACCCGGUGACUUGGACUGCGAUGAUUGGGGGGUAUGCACGUCUGGGUAGGUCUACAGAUGCUGUUGGACUAUUUCGGAGAAUGCAGAUUGCUGGGGUUAGACCCGAUGAGGUUACUAUGGUUUCGGUUCUUUCUGCAUGUGCUGAUCUGGGUGCUCUUGAACUUGGGAAGUGGAUUGAGUUUUAUGUUGAAAGAGAAGGGGUUACAAAGACAGUAGAGCUCUGCAAUGCACUCAUUGACAUGUUUACCAAGUGUGGUGAUGUUGAUGAAGCUGUGAGACUAUUUAGAAAGAUGAAUGAAAAGACAAUCGUGUCUUGGACUUCUGUGAUUGUGGGUAUGGCUAUGCAUGGUCGUGGUGCAGAGGCUGUUGCUUUCUUUGAAGAGAUGAAGAGAGAUGGGGUUUGCCCAGAUGAUGUUGCCUUCAUUGGGUUACUUUCAGCCUGUAGCCAUUCUGGGAUGGUUGAAGAGGGUCAACGUUAUUUUGACUCGAUGAGGUCUGAGUUUGCCAUUGAGCCUAAGAUAGAGCACUAUGGUUGCAUGGUGGAUUUGUUUGGCAGAGCUGGGCUUGUCAGAAAAGCCCUGACUUUCGUUCAAGAGAUGCCUAUUGAGCCAAAUCCCAUAAUUUGGCGAACCUUGGUUAAUGCUUGCCGGGUUCAUGGGGAGCUUGAACUUAGUGAGAGCAUCACUAAGAAGCUGAUAGGAACUGAGCCUAUGCAUGGAUCAAAUUAUGUCUUGUUAUCGAACAUCUAUGCGAAAAUGUUCCGGUGGGAGAAAAAAACAAAGAUUAGAGAAGUGAUGGGGAUGAGGGGGGUCAGGAAAGUCCCUGGAUGCACCAUGAUUGAGCUGAACAAUGAGAUCUAUGAAUUCACUGCAGGAGAUAAAACUCAUAGUCAGUACAAAGAGAUCUACAAGAUGGUGGAUGAAAUGCGGAGGGAGAUGAAGAGAGCUGGGUACAUCCCUACAACAUCUGAGGUGUUACUAGACAUUGAUGAGGAAGACAAGGAAGAUGCAUUGAAUAGGCACAGUGAGAAGCUGGCCAUUGCUUUUGCACUUAUAAAUACCACACCAGGGACCCCAAUCCGUAUUGUGAAGAACUUGCGUGUUUGUGAAGAUUGUCACUCUGCUUCAAAGUUUAUUUCCAAGGUCUAUAGUUGAGAAAUUGUGGUGAGAGAUCGGUACCGGUUUCACCAUUUUCGUGAUGGGUCAUGUUCGUGUAGGGAUUUUUGGUGAGCAUUUAGUAUGUUGUUAACUUCAAUACCAUACAGAUAUUAUCUGUAAA